Phanerochaete carnosa HHB-10118-sp is the source of this 1857-nucleotide messenger RNA. RefSeq lists its product as uncharacterized. The record is from RefSeq and is a predicted model, not a curated record. The coding region runs from base 7 to 1503 and encodes 498 amino acids. Gene Ontology annotation, biological process: regulation of fungal-type cell wall organization; protein phosphorylation; cell integrity MAPK cascade. NCBI's taxonomy places the organism in Eukaryota, Fungi, Basidiomycota, Agaricomycetes, Polyporales, Phanerochaetaceae. Gene Ontology annotation, molecular function: MAP kinase kinase activity; ATP binding. The transcript has 6 exons.
UCGACCAUGCACUCGCUGCACACCAAUCCUCCCAGGCCCAUGGGCCCUCGCACACAGCGAGCAGCAUCCCCAGCCUCAGGCCACAGCUCGCUCGACGUCGCGCCUCUCAACGCUCGCAAGUCGUCCAGUAUCAAUCUGCGAGAGGCCGCCUUGUCGUCCAGCUCACAAAGUAGCAGCCACUCUUCUGCCUCUUCGCCCUCUCCAUUGAGCCCCAGCCACGACCUCAGUCCCCGUCCUGGUCGUCCAUCUUUGGCCCUUCCAGGCCAGUCGUCUGGAUCUCGUCCUAAGCUCUCGCUCCCAAAGCUCAGUUUCGGCUCGGGCGAAGGCCCGUUCGCUGGCGGUUAUGCUGGUGGUCCAAACAACGCGAACGGCUCGUAUUCUCCGCAGGUCAACGGGAGCGGCACGCUCAGCGCAGCCGAGAGCGAGCCUACCAUCCGCCCACAGCAGACCAUUUCUCCGCAGACCCGGCCACCGCCCGUAGUAUCUAUGGAGAGCCUGCGCCAAACGGUGGAAGAAUUUGAUAAAUACUCCGAUGAUGUCCUGGAGGAGCUGUCUCGGCUCGGCGAGGGAGCAGGCGGUGCCGUUUACAAGGUACGAGACAAGCGGACGGGCGCGAUCAUGGCUAGGAAGACGAUCACGACGCUCGAGGCGCCGAUGAAACAGCUCCUGCGCGAGAUCAAAAUCAUUUCGUCCACAUCGCACGUAAAUAUCAUCAAGUUUUACGGGGCGUACAUGUCCUCGUCGAGCAGCGAGGUCAAGGUCCUCAUGGAGUACGGCGAGGGCGGCAGUUUGGAGUCCGUUGGUAAGCAGCUGAGGCUGAUCGGUGGACGCGUCUCCGAGAAGGUUACUAGUCGCCUCGCGGAGGGUAUCUUGCAAGGCCUUGCGUAUCUCCACUCUCAGAAGACCAUCCAUCGGGACAUCAAGCCACCAAACGUGCUCUUGACGCGCGAGGGCAUCGUGAAACUGUGCGACUUUGGUGUCUCCGGAGAGCUGAUCAACUCCAAUGCGGGAACCUUCACCGGUACCAGCCUCUACAUGGCACCGGAACGCCUUGCAGGCGAUCAAUAUAGCAUUCGGUCCGAUGUGUGGUCAACAGGCAUUACGUUACUUGAACUCGUGCAGAACCGCUUCCCUUUCCCGCAAGAUAUUGCCCAAAUCGAGCUCAUGAUGCUCAUCACGCAGAAUGAGCCACCAGAGCUUGAGGAUGAAGACGGGAUUAAGUAUGGUGCCGAAAUGAAGGAGUUCAUGAAAGCUGCUUUAACGCGUCAGCCGGACCAACGACCGACGCCAAGUCAGCUCCUUCAACAUUCCUGGAUCGUCAACAUGAUGAAACAAGAAGUUAACAUGGCGUUCUGGCUCCGUAAGGUUUGGCGCUGGAAGAAGGAGAAACGGUCGGACGACUCCCGCCCUAGCUCCAGCCGAGGUGCCCAAGCAUCAAUCGAGAAUGCCUUGGCGGGUCUUCGGAUGAACAAUGACUCUCCGCCGUUCUACGAAGAGAGCUGAGCUUCUUCGUACCUCAAGGCCGCCCCACAACCCUCGUUCGGAUCCUGUGGACCUCCGAGCUUCAAAGCUAACCUCUCUCGAUUUUCCUCGUGUCUUAUACUACACGUCCGUUCAAAGGAAGUUAUUCUUGCAAUUGUGACCUAUGCUCCAGUGGCUUGCUCGUGUUUCUUUAUUUCUCCACCUCGCUGGCCAUAUUCUAGUCGUUGUGUCUGUAGCACUCACCCUCUGCGCUUUCGCUAGCAGUCCCUAUACAUUCUGGUCUACACUUGCAUCCCAAACUGCUCCAUCUAGUGGUUCUUUUUUCUUCGUACGCAUACACUGACGUCGCCUGUGUUCGUAGCGCAUCGAAUCUCG